UACUGCGAGUAAAGAGGCUUCCUGUCCAGGAGUUUGGGCGCGUGGUUCUGAAGCGAGUUUGCCUUUCUGUCAAGUCCAGCCAUGCGGCCCGGUUUUAGUCCGCGUGGUGGACGUGGUGGGUUUGGGGAUCGUGGUGGACGAGGAGGUUUCCGAGGAGGACGAGGAGGUGGAUUUAAGUCUCCUGGUGGAGGAGGUGGACGAGGAGGCUUUCGAGGAGGCUUCCGAGGAGGACGUGGAGGAGGUGGUCGAGGAGGCGGUGGGGGCCGAGGAGGGCGUGGUGGCUUCAGAGGUGGUAAAAAGGUUACUGUAGAGCCCCACAGGCAUGAAGGUGUCUUCAUCUGCCGAGGAAAGGAGGAUGCACUGGUGACUCGGAACCUAGUUCCAGGCGAGUCUGUGUAUGGAGAGAAGAGGAUUUCUGUGGAGGAUGGAGAACUCAAGGUGGAAUACCGAGCCUGGAACCCCUUCCGUUCCAAGCUGGCUGCCGCCAUCCUUGGAGGCAUUGAUCAGAUCCACAUCAAGCCCGGAGCCAAAGUACUGUACCUGGGAGCAGCCUCCGGAACGACGGUCUCUCACGUUUCUGACAUAGUGGGUCCGGAGGGGCUGGUGUAUGCUGUGGAAUUCUCCCAUCGCUCAGGCCGUGACCUCAUUAACGUGGCAAAGAAGCGAACCAAUAUUAUCCCAGUAAUUGAGGAUGCGCGGCACCCGCACAAAUACCGCAUGUUGAUUGGGAUGGUGGAUGUCAUUUUUGCAGACGUGGCUCAACCUGACCAGUCGCGCAUCGUAGCUCUAAAUGCGCACAACUUCCUGAAGAACGGAGGGCACUUCGUUAUUUCCAUCAAGGCCAAUUGCAUUGAUUCGACAGCAGCGCCCGAGGCAGUCUUUGCAUCAGAGGUGAAGAAAAUGCAGCAAGAAAACAUGAAACCCCAAGAGCAGUUGACUUUGGAGCCCUAUGAGCGAGACCACGCUGUGGUCGUAGGGAUGUAUAGACCUCCUCCCAAGCAGAAGAAAUAGAGACCGCAGGAGCCAUCGGUGGGCAUUGUAUCAGUACUGUAGGCCAGAGCGGUGGUUUCUCUUGCUGCUUUGGGUGAAAGGACUCUUUUUCUACAGAUGGGGGCCCUGCUUCCAGAGGGCCGCAUGUUCAUUUCAGGGAUGCUAUUCUGCAUCUGUUCUCAAGUGUAUAUUUUUUAUUAAAAUAAGAAACCUAGAGGCAGUUACCGGUUCUGUCUGUGGGCUAGGGAGGAGGUGCACCUCUUUGCCGGCACACUGAACAAGGUGAGAAAUUAGCCAUGGCUUGUCAAUCCUGUCCAGUUGGCCAGAGCUUUGAUUUCACGUGGUGUGGAGAUGAGGGCUCAGUUCUGUGUACACUUACUAUGAAAUAAAGCCUUGUUUUGUAUAGUU
Messenger RNA from Eublepharis macularius, 1398 nucleotides. RefSeq names its product fibrillarin (gene FBL). Gene Ontology annotation, cellular component: small-subunit processome; box C/D methylation guide snoRNP complex; nucleolus. Gene Ontology annotation, molecular function: histone H2AQ104 methyltransferase activity; rRNA methyltransferase activity; RNA binding. Gene Ontology annotation, biological process: box C/D sno(s)RNA 3'-end processing; rRNA methylation. The transcript is spliced from 9 exons. Lineage: Eukaryota; Metazoa; Chordata; Lepidosauria; Squamata; Eublepharidae. The coding region runs from base 82 to 1011 and encodes 309 amino acids. The record is from RefSeq and is a predicted model, not a curated record.